GUUUCGUCUUGAUUAGAGAGGAUUAACAAUGAGGGACCGAAAAUCUGUGAAAGAGUUGGGAGUAAAUUACACCGCUCUCUAAAUCUGAGUCACAAUGUACCUGCUCCAAUAGAAAGCCGAACCAUCCCUUUUACGGACAGGACCCCGGGGACUAUGCCCAGCGCCGACACCGCUCUGGAUAGAACUUUGUCAGAAGUAAAGAAUCACAGGAACGAGAUGGCAGACCGGAACGGUGACGGGAACGUCCUCAGCAUCCCAGUCCCGAUCCGGCGGGGUGGCUCGGAGACCAGCCUGGACCUGGAGUCAUCGACCGGCUCGGCCUUGGGCUCAGGCCUGGGCCUGGACUUCAACCGGGGCCGGCUGGGCAUCGACAGUCUGCAGCAGAAGAUCCUGAAGGUGACGGAGCAGAUCAAGAUUGAGCAGACAGCACGCGACGAGAAUGUAGCAGAGUAUCUGGCGCUGGUGGACAGUGCUGACAAGCAGCAGGUGGCACGCAUAAAGCAGGUGUUCGAGAAGAAGAACCAGAAGUCUGCACAGAGCAUCGCAUACCUGCAGAGGAAGCUGGAACACUACCACAAGAGGAUGAGGGACUGCGAGAGCAACGGCGCCUCUCGUGAGGCCAAGGAGCCCCCCAAGGACGGCCUCAAGGAGGGCACCAAAGACAGCCCAAAGGACAGCGCCAAAGAUGGCUUGAAGGACAACUUGAAAGAUGGCUUGAAGGAUGGCUUGAAGGACGGCUUGAAGGACAUGAGCGGGAGCGGCCGGCACCCGUGCCUGGACAAGGUGAAGACCAUCGGGCCCGGCGUCUCACUCUCGCCGCCCUUCUUUUUCAACAAGUCCCGCGAGUUCGCUAACCUCAUCCGCAACAAGUUCGGCAGCGCUGACAACAUCGCGCACCUCAAGAGCUCCAUGGAGGCACCGUCGCCCUUCCACCAGGAGGGUGGCGCCCGCGCACUCAGCGGCAGCGCCACUAUCAUGGCCAAGCCCAAGUACCCCAGCGACGACGAGUGCUCCACCGGCACGUCAGCCUCAGCCGACAGCAACGGCAACCGGUCCGCUGGUGGCUCCGAGGACGCCCGGGGCAAGCUGGCCGCACUGCUGCAGGAGGCCCGCGAGAUCCGCCAGGCCCAGACGCAGCUUGCCGAAGACAUGGAGGGCCUGAAGGCCCAGUUCAAGCGGGACUAUGGCUUCAUCACGCAGACCCUGCAAGAGGAGAGAUACAGAUAUGAGAGACUGGAGGACCAGCUGAAUGACCUUACCGAGCUCCACCAGCAUGAGACCACCAACCUGAAGCAGGAGCUGGCCAGCAUAGAGGAGAAAGUGGCGUACCAGGCGUACGAGCGUGCCCGGGACAUCCAGGAGGUGCUGGAGUCGUGCCAGACACGCAUCUCCAAGCUGGAGCUGCAGCAGCAGCAGCAGCAGGUGGUGCAGCUGGAGAGCACGGACGCCAAGGUGCUGCUGGGCAAGUGCAUCAACAUCAUGCUGGCCAUCGUCACGGUGAUCCUGGUGUGCGUCUCCACGGUGGCGCGCUUCACCACGCCGCUCAUGCGCAGCCGCCUGCACGUGCUCGGCACUGUCAUUGCGGCGACAGCGCUGGCACUCUUCUGGAAGAACUGGGACCACCUGCAGCUGGCCCUGGAGCGCCUGCUGGUGUCCAGCUGAGGGAGGAGGGGGAGGAGCGAAGAGGGGGCGUGGUAGUCGUGUUAUCACUGGGGGCAUGACCUGCAUUGUCAGGGGGUGUGUCUGAGAUUGCUCUCUACUAUUUUGAACGGCGGACUCCUCCAGCAAAUGCUCUGGACUUUUUUGCUUUUUUUUGUUUACCCAUACAGCCGACGGAGGUGAACUGUGGUUCUGAUCCAUUCAGGAGAACAAUAAACUGUCACUGUGAGGAUCUGGCUGCAACUGGCCACUUGUGAGCUGGGAAUCUUGGACUGUUUUUGGACUCAUCUGUGUGUAUUUUUCUCAUGUCUCUGUCUGUACACACAGUGUGUAGCAUUUUCUCUCCGACAGCGUGUUAAUCUAGCUAUGAUUUGCGCAUCCUACCCUGUUACAAUGGAUCACGAUGAGAAGUGCAAUAUAUUUGUAUGACUUUUUUUAACAAUCCCAUUUUUAAGGGGAAAGAAAUGGGUCACGUUUGCGUGUGUAUUUAUGACUCAUUCUUCAUUUCUUCUAUGAGAGGCAAGGGGAUCUUAUGUGUGCAUCAGUGUCACUGUGUCAUUCCCAUAGGUCACCCCUGGUGGAUGACUUUUGAAACUACAUUCUUCCAUAAGGAAACUACAUUUCCCAUGGUGUUUCUCUCUGUUUGUUUCUGUGGCAAAUUUUCACUUUAUCACAGUCCCUUCUGUGUUACUCCUCCUUCAGGAUCAAGGAACCGGAUGAAACCCACACCGCCACUGUGAUCAGAAUUAAUCCCCCCCGGGGAAGUGAAUGCAGAAAAUAGUAUUUUUUCAGAUGGUUAU
This is a messenger RNA of Megalops cyprinoides (Indo-Pacific tarpon), 2459 nucleotides long. RefSeq names its product transmembrane and coiled-coil domain protein 3-like. Lineage: Eukaryota; Metazoa; Chordata; Actinopteri; Elopiformes; Megalopidae. Gene Ontology annotation, cellular component: endomembrane system. The coding region runs from base 154 to 1662 and encodes 502 amino acids. The transcript has 4 exons. The record is from RefSeq and is a predicted model, not a curated record.